ACGUUCAUAUCACCAGUAACAAGCCCCAGAUUUCAGUCCAGAAUCUUCGAAAUUCAACACCAUCUCACAUCAUGUCUUCCAAACUCAACAUUGGCGUAGUGGGCAUAGGCCGGAUGGGCCAACGCCACGCCCUGAACAUCCUCCAUCAUGUCCCAAGAGCUCGCCUGCUAUGCGUCUGCUCCCCCGCACCGCAUGAGAUUGAAUGGGCCGAGCAGACACUCAAGCCAGAGGGUGUCCAAGUUUUUGCCGACAUGGAGCAGAUGAUCCAAACGCCCGGCUUACAGGCCGUGGUUAUCGCGUCCUCCACGAACCUGCACAUCACGCAUACCCUGGCGGCCAUGGAGCGGGGCAUCCAUGUUCUCUGUGAGAAACCGAUCACAACCGAUGUGGCAGAGUUACAAUCCCUUAUUGAAAGAGCAAAGAAAUGGUCAGCAAGACUGAUGGUCGGGUUUGUCCGGCGGUUCGACAAGAACUACGCUGAUGCGCGCGCAAAGAUCCAGUCCGGCCUCAUCGGUAGUCCGUUGGUCGUGCGAUCCCAGGGCACUGAGAAGCUGGAUAAGUCCGGGUAUUUCAUUAACUAUGCCCGCGUCAGCGGGGGUAUCUUCCUAGAUACGGUCAUCCACGAUAUCGACUUGACAUUGUCGUUUUUUGGUGACGACACCCGGCCCAAAUCAUGCUACGCGACCGGGCUGAUUUCGCAUCAUCAUGAGAUGAAGGAGUUCGGGGACGCCGAUAAUGCUGUCGGCGUUGUCGAGUUUUGGGAUGGGCGGAUAGCGUAUUACUAUCAUUCGCGGACGACGCAGCAUGGGUAUGAUAACUGUACAGAGAUCGUGGGGAGCGAGGGGAAGAUUGGGAUUAAUCUGUUACCGACGGUGAAUAAGGUGCAGGUCUCCGGGGUUAGUGGGAUUAUACGCGAGGCGUUUCCCAGCUGGAUUGAUCAAUAUAAGGAGGCGUUUGUGACGGAGAUGGAGGCAUUUUCAGAGGCAAUCCUAGAUGGCAAGGAGCUUCCGAUGAAGCUGGAGGCCGCUUUGACGGGGUUGAAGAUUGCAGAGGCUCUCCAGCAGAGUCUAGUCUCGGGGAAGAAGAUCGAGUUUGGGGAGGAUGGGGAGCGUAAGCUGACAUCUUCUCUGUGAUGUGGAAGUAUAGAGCCUAGAAAUCUGAGUAUCGAGUUACAAAGCGUAUGGGGUAGAGCUAGAUGAAUCUUGAGGCAACGGCCAGUUAUGGGUUUCCUGACCCCUGAGGCGCGCAGUUGUGUUGUAUAGAAAAGUCCAUCCCCAGAAUGAGAUUGGGCCUAGAAGCACAGAUUGGCCGCUAAAACUAAAGCCAGCGC
This is a messenger RNA of Aspergillus versicolor CBS 583.65, 1330 nucleotides long. RefSeq lists its product as uncharacterized. Gene Ontology annotation, cellular component: cytoplasm. Bases 72 to 1133 code for a protein of 353 amino acids. The record is from RefSeq and is a predicted model, not a curated record. Gene Ontology annotation, molecular function: oxidoreductase activity; nucleotide binding. The transcript has 2 exons. NCBI's taxonomy places the organism in Eukaryota, Fungi, Ascomycota, Eurotiomycetes, Eurotiales, Aspergillaceae. Gene Ontology annotation, biological process: NADPH regeneration.